UGGUCGCGGGCGAGCGGACAGGGUGCCUUAUCUCCCAGCUACGAAGGGAGCCUCCACACUUUACAAAACAAAAUGGAAGACAGGUUGGACGAAGCCAUCCACGUGCUGAGGAAUCACGCCGUGGGUCAGACAGCCGCCAUGCCGAGCAACCACGGGGACAUGCACGGGCUGCUGGGCUCGGCGCCGGCUCACAGCACCGCUGUGGGCAGCUUGGGCCAGGCCUUCCCCGCCUCGGUCAUGUCCCUGGGGGUGGGAGGAGGUCACACGGAAGAUGGGUUGUCCAGCAACCCCAGCAUGCUCCACAACCAUGUCACACUUCCGUCACAGCCCAGCUCACUCCCCGACCUCAACAGGCAGCAAGACACGUACAGGGGGCUGGGGCGAAGCAGUGUCUCCUCCGGAACCAGCGAAAUAAAGAGGGAAGAGAAGGAGGAUGAAGAGAACACGUCAGUGGCGGAUAACUCUGAAGAGGAGAAGAAGGAGCUGAAACCCUCCCGGAACAGAACAAG
Apaloderma vittatum (bar-tailed trogon) is the source of this 509-nucleotide messenger RNA. Its product is annotated as transcription factor E2-alpha-like. Gene Ontology annotation, biological process: regulation of transcription by RNA polymerase II. The transcript is spliced from 4 exons. The record is from RefSeq and is a predicted model, not a curated record. The annotation marks the transcript as partial. Gene Ontology annotation, cellular component: transcription regulator complex. Lineage: Eukaryota; Metazoa; Chordata; Aves; Trogoniformes; Trogonidae. Gene Ontology annotation, molecular function: RNA polymerase II cis-regulatory region sequence-specific DNA binding; DNA-binding transcription factor activity, RNA polymerase II-specific.